This is a messenger RNA of Salpingoeca rosetta, 1528 nucleotides long. Its product is annotated as dicarboxylate carrier protein. NCBI's taxonomy places the organism in Eukaryota, Choanoflagellata, Craspedida, Salpingoecidae. Gene Ontology annotation, biological process: malate transmembrane transport; phosphate ion transmembrane transport; thiosulfate transport. The transcript has 5 exons. Gene Ontology annotation, molecular function: oxaloacetate transmembrane transporter activity; succinate transmembrane transporter activity; malate transmembrane transporter activity. Gene Ontology annotation, cellular component: mitochondrial membrane. The record is from RefSeq and is a predicted model, not a curated record. Bases 15 to 1220 code for a protein of 401 amino acids.
CGCACACCGCUGGCAUGCCGUUGCAGCUGCUGUUGGACAAGACAUCCGAUUUCCUGCGGACACUGGAAGGGACUGAUAACCCCUUCUUCAUCAUGGUUGGCACUCCGUCAUGCCACGACCCAACAGAGCCUGCACCAGAAUAUGCGCACCUCCUGCCAAACGCAACUGCCCCGCGCCCGCCAAACUACGGCAAGGCGUUUCGAGACAAGCACUGGUUUGUUGCAAAGCAAGGAGAGGUCGCAGGUUUUGGAUCAGUCACUCACACACACACCCACACACACACUCACACACACACUCUCUCUUUCUCUCACUCACUCACACACACACUCUCUCUUUCUCUCUCACUCUCACACACACUCACACACACACACUCUCUCACUCACUCCCUCACUCACUCUCGCCGCCUCUUGUCCGUUUCUCAUCAACGGUUGCCGCCUGGGACGGCGCCGCGCGGACUCGUGCAGACGGCAGUGGUUCUUGUUCGCAAUGAAGGGUUCCGCGCACUCUACCGUGGCCUCACCGCCUCCCUGGGCAGGCAGGGCACAUACUCCACCACCCGCUUUGCAGUGUACGACUUUCUCAAGGCUGAAUUCAGUGCCCGCAAGGCUGACGGGCAGCUGACGACUGCCGAGCGCUUUGCAACAGCCAUGACCGCGGGCGGGUGCGGUGGCAUUGUGGGCACACCCAUGGACGUGUGCAACGUGCGCAUGCAGGAUGAUGGCCGGCUGCCGGCUGCCGAGCGCCGCAACUACAAGCACGUCGGCAACGCCCUUGUUCGCAUCAUCAGGGAGGAAGGCAUUGGCAAGUUGUACUCUGGGCUCGGGCCCAACGUGAUUCGCGCCAUGCUCAUGACGGCGGGGCAGCUCGCCUCAUAUGACACGUUCAAGCAGCAGCUGCUGACAACAACUGGCGGCCUGCUCAAGGACAACCUCGUCACCCACUUCACGGCGUCGACGCUUGCCGGUGGCGUUGCCACGCUGCUGACACAGCCGGUCGACGUGGUGAAGACGCGCGUGAUGGCAGCGACCCCAGGCACAUACAGCAGCGCGCUGCAGUGUGCGGGCAUGACGCUCAAGCAGGAAGGACCGCUCGCCUUCUUCAGGGGGGCGGUGCCUGCGUUUACUCGUCUGGGCCCACAAACGAUCCUCACGUUUGUGUUUCUGGAGCAGUUGCGGCGAUUGCACUACUACCUCACGCAUGGCGAGGACAAGCCCGUCUGAUGGAGGCAAGGGGGGUUUGAUUGGCGUGGUGAUGUGUGUGCAUGUGUGUGUGUGUGUGCAUGUGUCGUGCGCGUCGUUGCUUGUUGGUUGUGUUUGCAAUGAAGAGGAGUUGCUGUUGCGCUGGGCUGUGGCCCACUGUUGUGCUGCGUCGUGCGCACGUGACGUGGCCUUGCCUUCCUUCCUGUUGGGACGCUGCUCUCUCAGGGGGACGUCACUCUCUGCCAUAUGCCCGUUUGCUCUGUUUGAUGUCACAUCACAACAUUACUUCGUGCAUCUGACAGCAUGAUGGGAGUAAAAGUGGUCAUGGA